AUGGCUACCCGACGUCAAAUAUUAAGUGAUUGUGAAAUUCAAGGAAUUUUGACUGAUUCUGCUUCUGAAAGAGAGGCUGAAAUUGAAGGUGAUGAUGAAGAAGAAGAUAAUUAUGAGGAUAUGGAAGUAGAUGCACCUGAAGAAACUUCUAUCAAUUUUUCUGCGAGUAAUCGUCGAACAAUACGAAAUCAAAAUGUACCUUCUUCAGUAUGA
Molecule: messenger RNA, 213 nt
Organism: Rotaria sordida
Lineage: Eukaryota; Metazoa; Rotifera; Eurotatoria; Philodinida; Philodinidae
Source: the annotation of a GenBank genome assembly